Messenger RNA from Pichia membranifaciens NRRL Y-2026, 1245 nucleotides. RefSeq lists its product as hypothetical. The record is from RefSeq and is a predicted model, not a curated record. Gene Ontology annotation, biological process: double-strand break repair via nonhomologous end joining; telomere maintenance; meiotic DNA double-strand break formation. The annotation marks the transcript as partial. Gene Ontology annotation, cellular component: nucleus; Mre11 complex. Gene Ontology annotation, molecular function: 3'-5'-DNA exonuclease activity; manganese ion binding; DNA endonuclease activity. Lineage: Eukaryota; Fungi; Ascomycota; Pichiomycetes; Pichiales; Pichiaceae. The transcript has a single exon.
AUGCCAGAGGUUUCACACAUUGAACCAGGACCAGACACUUUCCGGAUUCUUCUAACUACAGACAACCAUGUCGGAUACAUGGAAAACGACCAAAUCCGAGGAGACGAUUCUUGGCGGACUUUUGCUGAGAUACUGGACAUCGCAAGAGAGCAGGAUGUCGACAUGAUUGUUCAAGGUGGUGACUUGUUUCAUGUGAAUGCGCCUUCAAAGAAGUCGUACUACCAUGUCAUGAGGACACUACGGGAGCAUUGUUGGUGUGACAAACCGAUCGAGUACAAGCUCGUGUCAGAUCCGAGCGAUGCCAUGGCGACGAAGCAUUUUAUGUACCCGGCGGAAUAUGAUUCUAAUGUCAAUGUUGGGAUGCCUUUGUAUGCGAUUAGCGGGAACCAUGAUGAUGCCACGGGGGAAGAAUUGUUAUCCCCAUUAGACGUUUUAAGUGUGGCAGGGCUAUUGAAUCAUUAUGGAAGAGUCAUUGACAACGAGCAGAUCACGGUAUGUCCCUUGUUGUUCAACAAGGGAGAGACGAACUUGGCGUUAUACGGUUUACAUAGUGUCCGGGAGGAAAGAUUAAUGAAAACAAUGGCGAGUGGGAACUUGGAGUUUUUGGAGCCGGAUACGAGUGCCGAUCCGGGGAUUCAGUGGUUCAACCUCAUGUGUAUCCAUCAAAACCACGUUCAUAGACCUGGUGUGAAGGUUGUAGAGGAAACAUGUUUGCCGUCAUUCUUGGAUUUUGUGCUAUGGGGACACGAGCACGAUUGCCACCCAAGUGCGGUCAGGAAUGACAUCACCGGAGCAUACAUACUACAGGCUGGAUCGUCGAUUGCUACAUCUUUGAGUGAAGGAGAAACGUUGGACAAAAAUGUGUUUGUUCUAAGUGUGAAGGGGAAGGACUUUUCACUGCAGCCGAUUCGGCUAAAAAGCGUCCGUCCGUUUGUGAUGAAAGAUGUUGUGUUGAGCCAGACGGGGUUGAGUGCUACGAGCUCAAACAAGAAGGAGGUGUUGAACUUUUUGAUCAUGCAAGUGGAACUCAUGAUAGGGAAGGCGAACGAGAUCUGGAAACAUAACAACAGAAAACUGUUUGAGGAUGGUUUAAUGGGCGAGUCGGACGCUCCGUUGCCGUUGAUCCGCUUGAGAGUUGAAUACUCAGGUGGCUACGAGGUGGAGAAUCCGAGGUUCUUUUCCAAUCGAUUUGUCGGCAAAGUAGCUAACAUCAAUGACGUGGUGUUAUACUAUAAGAAGAGGAGG